ACAAGCACAAGCAGACCCACUCGUCUCGACGUCUCCUCGCCCAAUCGGGGCGCGCCAUGGCAUCGUCGUCCUCGACAUCGGCGGCGCGGCCGCCGACCCCCUCAUGGGCCAUCCUGGCCGUCAUCCCCCAGGUUUCCGGUCCCGCCGUCGCCGCCGACCUCUCGCUCGCGCUCGCCGCGCCCCCGCGCGUGACGGCCCUCACCGUGCAACCGCGUGUCUCCCCCGACCCUACCACCCCGGACUGCUACCCAGCGUCCUCGCCACAGACCGCUCCGGCCGCCUCGUCCUCACCGCCACCCAGGGGCGCGUCGCCGACGGCCCGCUCAGGUUUGAGUCUCCCGACCGCAGCCUCUUCUUGCACCGGGAGUUCGUCGAUCGAGGGGUACUUCAUCUGCAACACGCGCGCCGCCACCGCCUUCCUCCUCCCCGACCCAGACCCUGCGGGGCCCAUCAUGCACCCGGGCAACCUCGGCCUCAUCGCCACCCUUGCCGGCGACGGCUACAUGGUCGCCGAGCUCCAACCACUACUCUGGACCGACCGCGCCACCCUCCUCUGCUUCUCGUCGGACACCGCCGCCUGGGCGCUCCGCUACCCUCUGCCGGGGCGGCCGUGGGUCAGCUCGGGCGUUAUCUCCAGCGACGAGGAGCUCUGGUGGGUCGACAUCACCUUGGGCAUCCUCAACUGCAACCCCUUCACCGACGAACCGGUGCUGCGCUUUUUCCCGCUUCCGGCGGGCAAGGAACUGCCUUUCCAGCCAGGCGGUACAGACGAGCUAGAAAUGUGCCGUUGCGUGAAGGUCAGCACCGGCAAGCUGCGUUUCGUGGAGAUGACCGCCGGGCACAACCCCCGCCGCCCUCCGAGGUUCACCAUGUGGACGCUCUCGCCGGCCAAUCCGGUGGACCCGUGGACGACGGAGUACACGGUCGGCUUGGACACCAUCUGGGCGGCCGAGAGCUACUCGGCGACCGGACUGGAGGCCAAGCUGCCCUCCCUCGCGGCCAUCCACCCAACAAACCCCAACAUCGUCUACUUCUUUCUGGACGCGCACAUCUUCGUCGUCGACAUGGGGGCGGCCAGGGUUGGGGACUGCGACGUCCACAAAGUGAUGCAGCCGCCCAGCGAGCUACUCUCCUCGGGCUUCGUUCACGCCUGGGAGCUGCCACAGCCUCUUCACCCCUGAAAAUAUGAUGAUGAUCAGUUGAUUCAAGCAAAAGGAGUUCGCUGUGACCAAACCAGGGCAAAAUUUGAAGUAUGGGAGGCCUCGAAAAGUUAUUUGCACUUAAGCAGAAUGCUUUUAGGAGGGAUCUUGUUUCCUGUGUCGGCUACAUGCCUUUUCAUGAAGAUGUGAACCAGCAUCCAAGAGUUAUGAAGAUGAUAUGAAGUUUUUGCUAUAUCUUGAAGAAAGAAGCUAGGCCUUUUGCUGUGCAGUCUUUUGGGAGCAAGUUCUAGGUUAUCAGAUCAAGUUCUUUUGUCUUUUGUUUUACUCCUUGUUUAAUAUUGGUUUGUUAUUCUUUUUAAUACAACUUGUAAGGGAUAUUAACCUAUUAAAACUCUAAAUUAUCUUAUCUCAAUGUUCUAUUUA
Molecule: messenger RNA, 1583 nt
Organism: Panicum virgatum (switchgrass)
Lineage: Eukaryota; Viridiplantae; Streptophyta; Magnoliopsida; Poales; Poaceae
Exons: 3
Coding region: 57-1181 (374 amino acids)
Source: RefSeq, a predicted model, not a curated record